AUGCUGCGUGUCGAGACCCGGGUGUGGGACAGCGAGCAGGCUGAAGAGGCACAGAGAGGGCAGGGUGGUGUGGGCGCCGCGCCCGAAGGUGGGGUGACCCAGGACCCCAGCCGUCUCUCUCAUGUGCUGUUUGACUUUUCACUUUACAAGUUGCCCUUUGACCUCUGGGAGUCUUGGGAACCAGAGGCGCCAAGCCCAAGUCCCACACGUCAGGCUGGCUUUACGAGGGCGUCCUGCUGUGUCUGCACCCCGCCUUCUUUCGGGUGUCAGGGCUCAGCCUGUGUCCUUGGAAGAACUUGCUGUCCGUCCGGGUGGACCCAGCCUGAGGCCUGGUCAGGGACACACACCCUGCGUCUCCCUGCCCGUGGCCUCCCUGUGCCUCUGGGUCCCCCAUUUCUGGCCACCCCUAAAAGAGGACCCCACCUUUGCCCAGGCCCCGCUCUACCUGCUUCCCUCCCUGGGCUCUCACACACUCAUGCCUCCCGGGACAGACCCCCGAAGCCAUCUCCUGAGCCCCUGACCCGGGUCUCCCUCCCCCGAUGUCACCUGGUCUGUCACAUCCCUGAUAUCCCACUGAGCUCAGCCUGUCCCCCAGACCUCAAACCUCUCCUCGUCUGUUGGGGGUGGCCCUCCACUGUCCCAGGGUCCCAGGGGUCUGGCCCUCAUUCCUCCCUUUUGCCCCCAGAAUCGCCGGACUGUGUCCCUCUUCCCCUCCCCAGGGUCUGGACUCAGGCCUCUGUCCUCUCCCAUCUGGACCCUCAGCCUUCUCCCAGGCCUCCUGGCCGCCAGGCUGUCCCCACACCAUCCCCAAGGGGGCUUUCUGAGCCCAGGACUGACCUCUGCCCCCCCCCCCCGCCCCCCCAUUGUCCUGGACCAAGUCCAGCCCUCAGCGACCCCUUGGAGGCCUUGUGGCCUGGCGGGGACCCACCCCCAUCACCUGUCAGUAACAACUGCCCUCCUCGGAUUCCAGGUUUCAUUGAGAGUUCUUUCAGGUUCUGGAAUGGCCCCCUUCCCUCCCACUGGCCCUCUGGAGAGCCCUCUUGGCCUUCUGGAGCCAGCAACCCCAGGUUCCCUCAUCUUCCCCUGGCCCCUGAAGGUCCCCCUUAAAACACUCCCCCCCCCCCCAACUGGGACGGUGGGGGGCGGGGUGCUUCCUGUCCUCUUAUGUCUUCCUCCCAGCCUGAGAGCAAGCGCCUGGCUUCGGCAGCACAGGCCAGACCCAGAAGUAGGGCCAGGGAGCCGUGUGAAUGGCUGACAGGACAAGGACAAGGAAGCGGCAGGGGCAGCGAGGGAUGGGGGGAUGGGGGACGGCAGGCCCCCGGGGAAAAGACCCAGAACAGGAGGGGGGUCCUGCUCAGGUGAGAAUGUGGAGAGAAGACACCUAACUGGUGCCUGUCCUCCUGCUCAAAUCCACGAGGGACUGACCGUCUUCCCCGUCACCUCCCUGCCCAGCGUCGCUCCAGUCACACCAGCCUCCUCAGGGCCUUUGCGCUCGCUGCUCCUUCAGCCUGGAAUGCCUUUCCCCCGCACCUCCCCGCAGCUCCCUCCUUCUCGGAGAGGCCCUCGGUGCUAGAAGAAUCCUAACCAGUGUACUGGUUCCUGCGGCUGCUCGAACAAAGCCACUGCCUUAAACAACACACAUUUACUCUUUACGCUUGUGGCCGGAAGUCCGGACCCUCACAAUUGCCUCGGGCACCCGGAUAAUGCAGGAUAAUUUCCCUGCGUUCAGACGAGGAAACUGAGGCCCAGGGAGGUGGGCAACUCCUACGAGCUGGCGAAGCCGGGAAGUGGUGGAGAGUCGGCGCCUGGGCUCCGGGCUCCCGGCAGUGCCCGCCGGGCU
Messenger RNA from Neofelis nebulosa (Clouded leopard), 1840 nucleotides. RefSeq lists its product as uncharacterized. The transcript has 4 exons. NCBI's taxonomy places the organism in Eukaryota, Metazoa, Chordata, Mammalia, Carnivora, Felidae. The record is from RefSeq and is a predicted model, not a curated record. Bases 1 to 1107 code for a protein of 368 amino acids.